AGCCCCGGCGGCGGCGGCAGAUGGAGGCUGAGGCUGAGCCCGAGCCCGGGCGAGCGGAGGCGCCGCGGCGGGGCGGCGUGGCCGGGAUACUAAAGAUGGGCCGUCGAGCCCGGCAGGACCUCUUGGCAGAUGAAAAUCUCAUCAGGAAGAAUUCCCCGUCUGCUUCUCUUGGAGAGGAUGAAGACUCUGAGGAAAAGGUUGACCAUGGUCCACCACCUAAACCACCACGCCGGCAAGGAGGCUGGGCAGAUGAUCCUGUAAUGGCACCUAUCAAGUCAGGAAGAAAGCAUGCAGAAGAAGUAGAAGACCAUCGUCUCAGACAGCAGAGCCUGGAGGCAUCAGAUGAUGGAGGAGACAUUCCUGUGAUCCCUGAUUUGGAGGAAGUCCAGGAGGAAGACCUGGCCAUGCAAGUGGCAGCUCCCCCCAGUGUACAGGUGAACCGAGUGCUGACCUACCAAGACCUGGACAAAGAUUUAAUGAAGUAUGCUGCCUUUCAGACUCUGGAUGGGGAGGUAGACCUGAAGCUCCUCACCAAAGUUUUGGCUCCAGAGCAUGAACUACGAGAGGAUGAUGACCGCUGGGAUUGGGACCAUCUCUUCACAGAGGUGUCCUCAGAACUAGUGACUGAGUGGGACCUGGGACAAUCUGAGAGAGAGGACCACCUCAGUUUGCCAUAGAGUACUGGCACAAAAGACAUCUCAUACAUGCAUCCCCUGUAAAUAGCUUAGCACUUCAAUUUUGUAUUUACUUGUUUGUAUUUGAGACCUUACUUCAGACAUGAAAAUAAAUAGGAUCUUGUCUUCACAGAAAAAAUGUCUUGGGAGAAGUUUUGGGUACUUUGUAAUAAGAAUCUUUCUUGUCAAAAGAGAUGAAGAAUUCCAAACACCAUAAAAUAUUAACUUAUAUACAGUCGCUCCACCUCAAUAGCAGCUUUACAGAUAACUGCAGUGGUUGAUCUUUCCUCCAUGAAAACACAACCUCUCUGGAGUGGACCAUCUUCCAAUGGAGUGUGGUUUGUAGUGAUGGUUAUCAGAGAAGCUUAUGGGGGAAAUGAACUCUAUCUCAUCCAGACCCAAUACACUAGGACAUUGAGGUUACCAUCUUCUUCACAACAGACACCACAAGUUGUCAGGAUAUCUGGUUUACAUUUCAUCCAGCAGCCUCCAGCCUUUCCCUGCUAAUUUAACCCCUUUGUUGGAACAUUACCUCUGUAUUGACUCAGGAAGCAUCACCUAUUAAACUGCCAACACCACUUCUUUCAGCACCUCUUUUUACCCUGAGGUUUCCCAGCUAAAUUCUGACCAGGCAUAACCCCACUUAGCUUUUGCAAUCACAUGAAACCACAGCCUGAAUGGAGAUCGCUUCAGGCAAUAGGUAGUUUGCAAAGAAAAUACUGUUUAUUCCAUGGGUGUGAAAGAAUGGAACCUGAUGCUCUCAAAAAAGGUAACUCCCUGGUGUGUGCCUCCUUGGAACUAAGUGACCCACUCUUAUUGUCAUCUAAAGAAAAACCCAUUUAGCUGUUAAUACCUUGUCCCUAUAGAACUGUGGUCAUUAUUUGCAGGAAACAGUAACAUUACUUCCUAAGCCAACGUCCUUCAAAGCCUCAUCCCAUUGGAGAAUCUUGCUGUAUACUUCGGGGGGGCAGUGCAGGUGCUUGGGAGGAAGCUUGCUGUGCUGUUCUUCUUGGCUUGUUUGGUCAGUCUGAUAGAGUACUGCAUUUCCAUUUUUGUGACAGCAGGAGACAAGUCAAAUAACUCACUGUGAAUUCAGUACCCUGCAGAAUUUCAGAUCAGAGCUGAUAAACCAAACAACUCUACCAAUAAGAGGGAAGCAGUUGGGUCCCAGUCUGGGGCCACAAAAAUAAGUGGAGGUUUAUCUGUCAUAAGGACACACAAAGCUUUUUACAAGCAAGAAAUCUCUCCUGUAACUAAAAAACUAGGUGAGACAGAAGGGAGGCCAGUGUAUGGAGGAUAAUCCAAAUGUCCUUCCCCGAGCAGAGAAACCUGUUUUGGUAUGAGCAGAAACUUCCCAGCUGCGCUAGCAUCUAUUUCUGUGUGACACCUACGGUUCUUGGCCAAAGAAUUUAGAAUGCUUCCUACAUUCCAGGAAAAAAAAUUAAAUUCAGCAAACUAAAAUACUUUAAUAAAUCAGAGAAACCCAACAAGCCACUCUGAGAGGAAAAAAAAAUUGGCUACCCCCUUCUGGCUGGGGGCCCUGGGAGGGAUACUCUGUGGAGAGAGGCAAGUUGUGUGGGCCAGGUCUGUGCCCAGUCUGGGACCUUGGGAGCCCAGCAAAUACCCAAGUAGAGUUUGAGAGAAGGGCUUGAAGAAAGUGUCAGCCUCAUCUAUUUUAAGGUAGGAAGAGGUAGCUUUGAUCAUUUACUCUGACCUGCUAUAAUACAGGCCAUGGCAGAGUCCAGUGGCUGAGCCUUGCCUGUCUUUUAGAAAGGCAGACAGUAUAUUUGAAACUCACUCCUCGUUCGUUUUUAAUAGAUGAUUGCCCUUAUGGUUUAAAAUCUGCUUUAUUUUUAGGGUCAGUUUUUGAGUUUCAUCUUCUGUUCCCUGAGACUGCUUGCUUUCACCUUUCCAAUCAAGCCAUCCUGUCAUGUAUUUUCUUCUUGCUUCAGUAUUUAUGUGCACAGUGAUCAAGUUGUCUCUUUAAUUUCCUUCAAUAAACUUAAUAGACUGAGA
Myiozetetes cayanensis is the source of this 2690-nucleotide messenger RNA. It is a transcript of the gene IFT43, whose product is annotated as intraflagellar transport 43. Gene Ontology annotation, biological process: intraciliary retrograde transport. The record is from RefSeq and is a predicted model, not a curated record. Gene Ontology annotation, cellular component: intraciliary transport particle A; cilium. The coding region runs from base 21 to 677 and encodes 218 amino acids. Lineage: Eukaryota; Metazoa; Chordata; Aves; Passeriformes; Tyrannidae. The transcript is spliced from 10 exons.